Molecule: messenger RNA, 1089 nt
Organism: Dicentrarchus labrax (European seabass)
Lineage: Eukaryota; Metazoa; Chordata; Actinopteri; Moronidae
Gene: her5
Product: hairy-related 5
Exons: 3
Coding region: 67-690 (207 amino acids)
Biological process (GO): regulation of transcription by RNA polymerase II; regulation of neurogenesis; anterior/posterior pattern specification
Cellular component (GO): nucleus
Molecular function (GO): RNA polymerase II cis-regulatory region sequence-specific DNA binding; protein dimerization activity; DNA-binding transcription factor activity, RNA polymerase II-specific
Source: RefSeq, a predicted model, not a curated record
AUGCGCACACAAAUGUUUUCAUUUCUGGAUUAACGACAAAGACAGACACGAGUCAACUUUUCCAUCAUGAAGGCUUUAUCUUCACCAGAGUCUCCUCGACACAGGACCAUGAGAAGGGUGUCUAAACCUCUGAUGGAGAAACUCAGGCGGGAGCGGAUCAACCACAGUCUGGAGACAUUAAGACUCCUGAUGCUGGAGAACACACACAAUGAGAAACUGAAGAAUCCAAAGGUGGAGAAGGCAGAGAUUCUGGAGAGUGUGGUCCAUUUCCUGAAGACAGACAAGGAGGUGGAGAAGGGCCACCGGGCCAUGAAGAGAGUCCUGUCCAGGGAGCAGAGACAGACCAGUGCCCGCCAACACAACUACAACGACGGCAUGAGGUCCUGUCUGCUGAGGGUCAGCCACUUCAUAGCCAGCAAGAGCCAGGAGUUAGAGGAGACCGGUGGGGUUCAGGCUUCUCUUGCGCUUCCCGAGCCCCAGACGCACCCAUCCGCCCACGGGGCACUGGCAUCCGCUCCUGUUGGGGACUCCGGUGCUCUGUCCCCUCAGCAUCUGUCCCACCAGCACGGGAUCUCUGGUGCGUACCUCACCCAGGUGACCGGCCUGCACUGUGACUCCAGGGAGCUGUUCUCCUCCAGGGCCGCAUGCACGCACAUCACCGACCCCGUGUGGAGGCCCUGGCCUCAGUGACAGACACUUUGACAACAGAUUUUUAUUUUUUAUUUUACAUAUAGAUGCCGACAGACUGUAAAUAUGUAUUUUAUUGUACAGCUUGCUUCGCAGACGCAUUAUUUUUUUCCUGUCUCUUUUUUAAAAGUUGUGCAAAGUGUACAUAUGUGAUAUUUUUAGGCGGCAGUGUCUGCUGAUUGCUGGUAUUUUUAAACACGGUUACAACUCUGUAUGGGUGUAUUUGGUGUUGCUUAAGCCUGCUUUGACUUUUAAAACAUGAUCAGGUGUAUAAAUUCUAUUUUUUUGGCUAUCUUUUGCUCUGUGAUGUAUAUAUUUGAGACAUGAUACUGGAAUUUAUUUUAUGAUUGUGCUUCCUCCCUGUUCUCAUUUACAAUAAAACAACUUCCUGAUCAUUCCAGA